CUCGAUGUUUCGACAUUAUCAUCAAAAUUAAACUUUUCCUUACCGUUAUUAUUCGACAAUCGUAUUCCAUGAUUUAGAAUGAUAGCUCAUGAGUGAUAGCUCUUGCUUGAUAGCAAAUGAGUCGAUCUCCGUACGAGAGGAUACCCGAAGGUGAGAGAAUUGCAGGUGAGAGAAACCGGGCAAGCGCAUCGCGAGGCAUAUUGUUACGCACCUGGAUUUGACUACUAUCGUUAUUUCGAAGUAAAAUGCGGUCAGUGGAUGUAUGGCAGCUUUUUCGAUUCCGAGACUUUUGUAACCGAAAGUACUGUAUAUGUUUCUACCGGUAGAACGUACGAGAAACAUGUUCAUAUUGUUCGUAAUAUCUGGACCGUGAUAAAAUAAUCGAACAACUAAUCGAAUUUACGAAUCCUCGAUGUCGUUCUUAUCUGUCCACCUGAUCACAUCAUUUGGAGCAGCGACGUCUAUUUUGUCGCAAACACUCAGGAAUAAUCUUUCCUGUGAUAAAUCUUUCAGUAAAUCUAUUCGGAAAUCUCAGGCCAUCCUCGUGAUAAGCUGCUGCUGAACGCUUUUCAAGGAUUCGUCAUCCUUGCGUUUGGGACGAGAUCUAAGACGGGAAGCAUGUCGUUGCAUUAUCCCCAAGGAUAUCGGUAUCGUCCGGCUAGUAAAGCUGUCGGAUCAGGAAAUGGAGAACAAGGUUCCGACAGUGAUGUUGCCGAACUUAGUGAUCUCGAAGAUGACGAGGAUGAAGAUGGAGGCGGCCAGUCGACCAAUAGACGUAUUGAACAAAACGUGGAGGAAGAGGAGGAUGAGGAUAAUAACGAAGAUGAUGAUGAUGACGAGAAUGACGAAGACCAAGAAGAUGAAGAGGAAGAUGAAAAUGAAGAGGACGAUGGAGUAGAUGAUGUGAAUGGUGACGAGUUAUCUUAUCCUGGUUUCGUGCCGGUUGCAUUGCGAUAUCUCGACCAGAAUACACGGCCGCGCAACUGGUGUCUGGCACUUAUCACUAAUCCGUGGUUCGAAAGAGUGAGCAUGAUGGUAAUUCUUUUAAACUGCAUUACAUUGGGGAUGUACCAGCCAUGUGUCGACGACCAGUGUGUAACAAAUCGUUGUAAAAUAUUACAAAUGUUCGAUGAUAUCAUUUUCGCCUUUUUCUCCCUGGAGAUGACAAUCAAAAUGGUCGCGAUGGGCAUUUACGGAAAAGGGACGUAUCUCGCGGAUUCCUGGAAUAGAUUGGACUUCUUUAUAGUGAUUGCUGGUGCCCUGGAAUAUUGUUUGAACGUGGAAAACAUGAAUUUAUCGGCAAUAAGAACAAUAAGAGUCCUUAGACCUCUACGUGCCAUUAACAGAAUUCCAAGUAUGAGGAUACUGGUGAUGCUUUUACUCGACACUCUUCCUAUGCUGGGCAAUGUGCUGCUCUUAUGUUUCUUCGUCUUCUUUAUAUUUGGUAUUGUCGGCGUGCAACUGUGGGAGGGCAUCUUGCGUCAACGGUGCUUCCUGAAGGCUUUACCCAAUGUCAAAUAUCCUGAGUUACUCUCGGACGAGUACUCGGUUCGAUCACGCAUUUACGACCUUGAGAAGUACUUCGAAUAUCAGGGUCAGGACUACAUUUGCUCGCGUCCCGAUGACAACGGAAUGCACUCUUGCAAUAACUUACCGCCGCUCAAAUUGGGAAACGUGGUUUGCAAUAAUACCGCGUUGCUAAACAAUAAUACAACGUUUAUCACCAACGACACCUGCGUUAAUUGGAAUCACUACUAUACGGAAUGCAAGGGUCAGGGUAACAAUCCUUUCCAAGGAACGAUAUCAUUCGAUAAUAUCGGUCUUGCCUGGGUCGCAAUAUUUCUUGUAAUCAGUCUUGAGGGAUGGACGGAUAUAAUGUAUUACGUGCAGGAUGCUCAUUCUUUUUGGGAUUGGAUAUAUUUUGUCCUUUUAAUUGUGAUUGGUUCCUUCUUCAUGAUUAAUCUCUGCUUAGUCGUAAUAGCAACGCAAUUCUCAGAAACGAAAAAGAGGGAGAUGGAGAGAAUGCGACUGGAACGUGCUCGUUUUCAUUCUACAUCAACUCUUGCAUCAUCGACAAAUACUUCAGAGCCAACUACAUGUUACGCAGAAAUUGUUAAAUAUAUCGCACACCUGUGGCGAAGGGGGAAGAGAAGGUUAAUGAAGAGGUACCGAGUGUAUUUAUAUAAAAGACAACAGAAACGUGAGCAGAAUUUACUUAAGCAACAACAUGGACACCCAUUUCGAGGAGGUGCACCCGGUUCUGAUCCGAAUAGAUUACCCGGAGAUAGAAGACUCCAUCACGGUAGAUGUCCCAGACUGUUGGCGGCUUUGGAAUACGCGGAACAGCAGCAACAGCAGCAGCAAGGCAUUGGCAGUGCUGGGGAAUCGCUUACUGAUUUCCCAGUGAACAGUCCUCCAACACAGACUGCAAUCCUUGCAACCGCGAUUGGAAAUAAUGGCGGUAGCAAUGGGAAUUUGGCGAUUGCGCCUCGUGCCAGUCCCGAAAUAUCCGAGGCAGAUGUCUCUUCGAACGUGUGCAAUCGUAUGGGGCUUCAUCGAACUUCAUCCGUUUCUUGCAAUGGAAGCGAUAAUAUUCUUUCGAAUGCGACCGAAGCAAGCAUUCAGACGAACAACGCGCUGCUAAGUCCACCUUGCACACACUAUCGCAGAAGAAGCAGCGUGAUGUUCAGCGACGUAGUGUUGCUGCACGGCAGCAAUAGUGUCGGUAACGCGUUGCAGGCUGGCACGGCGGUUUCGCCCGGCGAAAGGAAUGUGUGUUCGAGCGAAAAAAUGACGCAGACCGGUGACGGGAAUGUUUGGUCGAGUCCACUACCAGAUCAUAUACAGAUGCAAACUGAAUUGGGUGGAAAUGAAGCUAUGACUUGUCAAGAAUUACUUGCAUUAAGCGGUGCUUUAAGCGCUGCAUUACCGACCGGACAAUUGGCAUUGGAUUCUUUUCUUAAUUCGCUUACUAAAGGAAUAACGGAUCGACAUAUUACCCUAGAGGAUCAUACGCAAUGGUUAGCUUCGGACAUUGAUAAUUGCUCCUGUUGCUGUGAACUCCAGGGCAUUGAUCAAUGGCCAGACGAAAGUGACAAAUGGAAAAGUUCCCGUGCGAAAAGAUUCCUAAGAAGUUAUGGAAACAGUUGUAUUUGCGCUAUAAGGUGCAUAAGACGAUUGAUCAAGAAGCUGGUCGAGCACAAAUAUUUUCAACAGGGUAUCUUAUUGGCGAUUUUGAUCAAUACUUUGAGCAUGGGAAUAGAAUAUCAUAACCAGCCAGAGCAAUUGACAAUAGUAGUUGAGGUAAGCAAUAUUGUAUUUUCGGCCGUCUUUGCUGUGGAAAUGUUGCUCAAGAUAAUCGCGGAAGGUCCAUUUGGAUACAUAAGCAAUGGAUUCAACGUUUUCGAUGGAGUUGUUGUAGUGCUCAGCGUGGUGGAGAUUUGUCAAGCAUUCGUCGAAGAGAGGGGUGGCAGUUCCGGGCUGAGUGUGUUGAGAACCUUUCGGCUACUCAGAAUCUUGAAAUUGGUGCGUUUUCUACCAAAUCUCCGACGACAAUUGUUCGUGAUGCUGCGUACUAUGGAUAAUGUUGCCGUAUUCUUUUCCCUUUUAGUACUUUUCAUCUUUAUAUUCAGCAUCCUAGGAAUGUACCUGUUCGGGGGUAAGUUUUGCAUGUGGGCGGACCGGAGUCGGCCCUGCACCUGUGCCGAGGUGGUCUCGCGGCACCCAUUGUGUCGCUGUGAUCGCAAACAUUUCAACGACAUCGUCUGGGCACUUGUCACGGUCUUUCAGAUCUUGACACAGGAAGAUUGGAAUGUCGUGUUGUUCAAUGGAAUGCAGAAGACGUCUCAUUGGGCAGCUCUUUAUUUCGUCGCAUUGAUGACCUUUGGAAAUUAUGUUCUAUUCAAUCUAUUGGUCGCCAUUCUUGUCGAAGGAUUCUCUUCGGAGAGAAAUGAAAGAAGAGAACGAGAACAAAGAGAAAUGGCUAGGCUUGCUGCGAAAGAAGCAGGAAUAGAGNAUGGUUCUUCGAGGAUUUCGAGAUCUCAUUCGAUUACUGAUAGUGAUACUUAUACCCAAGAUCGAAAAAAUUCCUGGCAGAGUGCGGAAGAGUUACGCAAAUAUAAAGAUAACAAGAGCAAGGAAAAACACAAUACCGUAUGGAAGCAUCAAAUGGACGAGCCUAAGUGUAAUAUUCAAAAGGAGAAUAAAAUGAUGGGUACUGCCGGUCAACCACCGAUAAUUACUCAUACAGCGGCCACUCCUCAAGAUUCACCGAACACCACUCUCGACGUCGGUUACAGAGAUUUAAAUUAUCGAGCUAUUUAUCCUACUGCGGCACUGUCAAUCGAAUCUAUAGAUCGUUCAGGAAGUCAAUGUAGUAUUCCUUCCGGCCUGUUAAAGUUACCAGACGUUUCAAACAAAAUAUCAACUAAAAAUCUCAUUGCCGGACAAUUUUCUCGACGAAUAAGCCUUGUCACGGCUGUUAUUAAUCCAGCAACGAGAGAAUCAUCUAGUUCAAGUCCACCAAGGAUACAAAGAGGUUAUUCGUGGAAAUUAUCACGGCCAUCUUUGAGGAAGAAACAUUGGUCACAAACGGAAGAUGAAUCUUUUGGUAGAGACACUGUUUUAAAUAACGGUCGAAACACUAUAUUAGGUUCCAAUUCAACUUUCAACACUGGUUAUUUAUACGGUUCGAUAAGAAAUGACACGCAAAGCGAUACACCGAAUAAUCGAAUGACUGUCCUAACAAGCAAUAAUCGUAGUCUCAGCCCUAAUAAUUCCAUCGAAAGCCAUAGUUCCUCCAUUAAACGUUACACAGCAACGCCCAAUCAGAUGCGAUGGAUUAGUGACCUUUCACGAAGGAACUCGUUGCGUGAAAAUGAAAAUAUUCAAUCACCAACAAGGAAGAUUUUACCUCUGGACGAAAUACCUAUGCAAUGCUCAACGGCACGUACAAUCAAUAAUUUAUCAAUGGAGACUGGUCCACUGCCCAGAAUUAAACGACUUCCCGAUCAAGAUAAUGACAAUUCUCAUACAGAUGAACAGACGCCUCCUUUGAAUGGUCAUGGUAGUGUAAGCAGUAUUGAGAGAAUUAAAAAGAUUUUCAUGUUUUUUGAACCUAAAGGAUGCCUUAAGGAACGCGAUGAUUACUCACUGUACAUUUUUCCACCGAAUAACAGAUUUCGUGUUUUAUGUCGAUUGUUGGUCGAUCAAAGAUGGUUUGAUAACGUAAUACUUUUUUUUAUCGGUCUCAAUUGUAUUACAUUGGCAAUGGAACGGCCAAAUAUACCACCUGAUAGUGGAGAAAGACUUUUUUUAUCAAGUGCGAAUUAUAUUUUCACUGGGGUGUUUGCUGUUGAAAUGUUUAUCAAGGUUGUUGCAUCUGGUAUGCUGUACGGUUCCGACGCUUAUUUUACUUCAGGUUGGAAUAUUAUGGAUGGAGUUCUUGUAAUCAUUUCUAUAAUUGACUUAUCAAUGUCCUUAUUGUCGUCGAGUAGUCCAAGAAUAUUUGGAAUAUUGAGGGUUUUUAGACUUUUAAGAUCAUUAAGGCCAUUACGAGUUAUUAAUCGAGCUCCUGGUUUGAAACUAGUUGUUCAGACAUUGUUAUCCUCUUUACGACCUAUCGGCAACAUCGUUUUGAUAUGCUGUACUUUUUUCGUAAUUUUCGGUAUCUUGGGCGUACAACUCUUCAAAGGUGCCUUUUAUUAUUGUGAAGGGCCUGAUAUUAAAAAUGUACGCAAUAAGACGGACUGCCUGGCCGACAAACGAAACAUUUGGUUAAAUAGAAAAUACAAUUUCGAUGAUCUUGGAAAAGCGCUGAUGUCGUUAUUUGUACUUUCCUCAAGGGAUGGAUGGGUAAACAUCAUGUACACUGGAUUAGAUGCUGUAGGCGUUGAUCAACAGCCAAUCGAGAAUUAUUCGGAAUGGCGGCUUUUAUAUUUCAUAGCUUUUAUUCUACUCGUGGGCUUCUUCGUCCUAAACAUGUUUGUAGGUGUUGUAGUGGAAAAUUUUCACAGAUGUCGUGAGGAACAGGAAAAAGAAGAGCGCGUAAGAAGGGCUGCUAAAAGAGCCUUACAAAUGGAGAAAAAACGGCGAAAAAUGCACGAACCGCCUUAUUACACAAAUUAUUCAAAAUCUAGACUGUUCGUACAUAAUGUUGUGACAUCUAAAUAUUUCGACUUAGCAAUUGCUGCGGUAAUCGGUCUGAAUGUUGUUACCAUGGCAAUGGAAUUUUACAUGAUGCCAAAAGCUCUGACUUACGCUCUAAAGAUAUUCAAUUAUUUCUUCACUGCGGUUUUCAUUCUUGAAUCUUUUAUGAAGCUUCUUGCCUUAGGGUUACAUCUUUAUCUUAAAGACAAAUGGAAUCAGUUAGAUGUAGGAAUCGUGAUAUUAUCGGUAGUUGGUAUAGUACUUGAAGAAGUUGAGUCAAAGAUCAUUCCGAUUAAUCCUACUAUAAUUCGAGUCAUGCGAGUUUUACGAAUUGCUAGAGUUUUGAAGUUGCUCAAAAUGGCGAAAGGAAUACGAGCUCUUUUAGACACAGUAAUGCAGGCAUUACCGCAAGUUGGAAAUUUGGGACUAUUGUUUUUUUUGCUGUUUUUUAUCUUCGCAGCUCUUGGUGUAGAAUUGUUUGGACGUUUAGAAUGCAGUGAUGAUAUGCCUUGCCAGGGUCUCGGAGAGCAUGCUCACUUUAGUAAUUUUGGUAUGGCGUUUCUAACACUUUUUCGAGUGGCCACCGGCGACAAUUGGAAUGGUAUCAUGAAGGAUACUUUGAGAGACGAUUGCGACGAAGCAGCAGAUUGCGUGAAGAAUUGUUGCGUGAGCACCAUCAUAGCUCCGAUAUUUUUUGUAAUUUUCGUGCUGAUGGCACAAUUCGUUCUUGUUAACGUCGUCGUUGCUGUACUCAUGAAACAUCUCGAGGAGAGUCAUAAACAGAUGGAAGACGAACUGGAUAUGGAAACACAGCUAGAAAGAGAAUUAGCCGCAGAGCAAGAAGAAUUAUUAGAAGUAGAAGAAGAGGAAGAAGAUGAUGAAACUAUAAAACGAGAAAGAGACGAUGGCAUGGAAGAUGACGACGUUAGAGAACGUGAGUCUAUUUUAGUGACGAACGAAAAGAUUCCUGCUAGCAGACCUGGUCUUGCGAAAGUUCGUUCCUUGCCUGCAAAUUUUAUUUACAAUCCACCACAGGAGAAAAACGCAGACGAUAGAACAAUAUCAGUCUCAUUAUCGCGACGCAGUUCGUAUCAUCGUUCUUGUUCAAGGCCGUCCAAGUUCAAAUCGAAACGUAGACAAACGUUUCACUCGGAGCAUCAUCAGAGAAGAUCUUUACUGCCGAUGCAUUUUGAAGUCGCCGAAGUUUUCGAGAAGCCUGUGAACAAUUUAAGUGUGCCUCGAAUCAUUCCUCAACACAGCUACGAUACAAGUCGAGAUGUCACUCACGUGCAGCGUCAAAGAUUACAGGCAACCAGCGAUGGACAAGAAAACAAGACUCUGUUGAGCGUAAACAAACCGCCAGCAAGUUCUUCCCCGGUAUCGCCGGUCGGCUCUGUAACAACUCUAACUUGUCCUAAAAUAAGCAGCGAACGUUAUCUAAUGCCAACGCCCAAUAUCUACCCGUCCAAGGCAACAUUAAGUCGCAGGCCAUCGAGCGACACGCAGUCACAAUCUGAUACAAACGUCAGCAUCGGAAGCAUCGUCUCAAAAAUGGGCAGCACGAUGAACGGCUAUAUGGAAACCGGCGUGUCGAGAAGCAAUGGCAGCAAAUCGAAGGAGAAAAAUGAGAGACGAGUAUCUGCUCCACCGACGGACGAUCUUGACGUGCAAUCAAUCAUUAACGAAAGAAGACCGUCCAAACUGAAGAGCGGAAAUUCGACAGGAGCAAUGAGGAUUGUCGGUGAUCAAUAUUCCUCGUCGACUCGAGUAGAAAGUUACGGCCAGGUCUGUGUGACCGAGGAACGUUCCGAAGAAGUAUCACCUAUGUCGAGUAGCAACAUGAGCGAUAGCAUCAUAGGGAGCAGCAGCACAAGUGGAAGUGGAAGUGUGACUGGAAGUGGAAGUGUGAACGGUAGCGCGAAUGGAAACGGUAGCAGGAAUGGAAGCGCUGUGAUGCAUAUAAUAGGAGUGUGCGCCAGUAUUGGCUCGAAUGUUCGUAUAUACGUGGACGAUUCGGCGAGUAGUAACAAUCAAAGAAAAAAAUCGAGCGAAGGAACACCGGAAGCUUCGACAACCAUUUCAUCGGUAACUGCAAUACCAGAUGUGAUGAUAGAGGAAGAAAGAUCGGAGAGAUUCGAUAGAGCGUCUUCUGGUGGACCAUCGGAUCCUUCUUAAGUAACAACUUUUAUCUUCGAUACGUUUAGAAAAAAGUAAACAAAAAAAAAAAAAACAAAAACAAAAAAAAAUGAAAAAAAAUAAUCGGUUUUACUGAGAAAAAUGGUAUAGAUUUCUAUGCAAUUGCUAGCCUACCAUGGUAUCCACGGCGAAAUACCAUGAAGAGUACUGCGAGGGUUCAAUGUUGGGCUCUAAGAAAGACUGUAGUGCAUGACAAUAUAGUCGUUAUAUUCUAGUUACUUUGCCGCCGUGAACUUGCCAAAAUAGGAAAGGAAUCGUUUAGACCGAGUUGGAAAUGCUAGAAAUUAGAGGAAUAGAGGAAGAGAGAAGGGAGAACGAGUGAGAUGAAAGUGGAGAGUAAUAAUAAUAAUUAAAAAGUACGAUUGAAUAUUCAAUCACGGACGAAUAAGAUUAAGUCAGUUGUGCAUCUUGCAUCAUGCGGAAUGAAAAGAAAAAAAGAGAAAAAAAGUGAAUGAAAGAUUGCGCGUACGCGUCAAGCGUGAAAUUUAACGUGCGUAAAACAAAAAGCGAAAAGCAUUUAAAAAGAAAAAAAAGAAAAAAAAAAGAAAAAAAAAGAAAUGAAAAACUUAUGACAAUCUACUAUUGCCAACGGAACCAAUCUUAUGUUCCGUGAAAAAAAUACAUCGUGAAAAUCGAUUCGUAGGAAUUGGUAGGAUGAAGAAUGACGUAGUUUCUGCGUCGAUAAUUAGAGAAAUUUACGUAGUCGAUAGGUGAACUUGAGAACAAAAAAACAAAAAAAAAUGAAAAAAGAAAAAAAAAGAGAAAAAACAAAUUUGUCGAGUCUACGCGACAAUUGCAAUUAAUCGGACCACACUUUCUCGCCUUUCCUUUUUCUCCAACUCGUCAAAUAAAAAUAAACGUGUGUCGUUCGCAGGAGAAUUUCGAGAGCCACGGUAGAUCGUGGGUAGCUCUCGACGACAGAAACGAAACGUGCCAAACUAAAAAAAUGCGAAAAAUAAUAAAGAAAAAAAAAAAAUAAUAAUAAAAAAAAUGGUCAUUACCGAAGUGCCAGAAAAUCUAGAUAAAAAAAAAAAAAACAGUUUCGAAAUAUAAAAGAAGAAACAAAAAUAAAAAGUAGUAUAGUUUUUUCGUAAUCGUGAGACAGAGAUUUUAGCUGCGGAAAUAAAGAAAAAUUACAAAAAAAAGAAAAGGAAAAUUGUGUAUUAAUUACUAAUUAAGAGCUUCAUAAUAAAAUAUUCUCAGAACCAAUAUAGUGUGUGGUUAAAGGAGAAGGAUAAGGUCGAAAUAUUGUUAUGAUUGGCUAAAAUAAUGAACAGCCAAUUUAUAGCUUAAUCGAUUAUAAUGGUAUUUUUGUCACCUCUUUCAAGCUAACUCUAUAUAAAAAAAAAAGAAAAAAGAAAAAAAAACACUCGACGAUUAGCUCGGAGUUUGAGAUAAAAUACGAUUAGAAAUUUAAGAUGUUGUGAUAAUCUUUAAUACAAAUUGAAACUCGUACAAUUUAUGUAAUUUCUAUGUCAAUUGGUAUUACUUCAACGUAGAAAGCUAUGCAGAUACCAGCUGCCGUGUACUUCCGGAUAAUCCUGCGGCGACUAACGAAAUAUUCUCUUCGUUUCCUUCUCUUCAUUUCUUUCUCGCGUUCUAGAACAUUUUUCUCAUUAACAUCUGUGAUAUACUUUAAUCGUAGUGUAUUUCCUACAUAAAAAAAAGAAGAGAGAAAGAAAGAGGAAA
Molecule: messenger RNA, 10032 nt
Organism: Apis dorsata (giant honeybee)
Lineage: Eukaryota; Metazoa; Arthropoda; Insecta; Hymenoptera; Apidae
Gene: Ca-alpha1T
Product: voltage-dependent T-type calcium channel subunit alpha-1G
Biological process (GO): membrane depolarization during action potential; neuronal action potential; sodium ion transmembrane transport
Cellular component (GO): voltage-gated calcium channel complex; voltage-gated sodium channel complex; neuron projection
Molecular function (GO): low voltage-gated calcium channel activity; voltage-gated sodium channel activity
Source: RefSeq, a predicted model, not a curated record